CUUUAGAUGGAAAAAGUGAUGGCAUAAUGUGUACAGUCUGCGAAGCACUUUCCUCCUACCAAGAGCACAUUACAUUCUUUUAGGGCAUACCUUAUUCCCUGUAACUUCCGCCAUUGUUAUGGAUCAAGCUGAUUUCUUUUCUGUGCCUACGUAUGUGGGAUCUACACUGAGCGCUGAGGAGCGCUCGGCCCUGUUGGCUCGUCCCAUCAAGAAUACCGAAAAUAUUCGCAAACUCGUUACUCCCAUAAUUGACGACGUUAAAGCUCGCGGUGAUGCUGCUCUUAUUGAUUUUGCCAAGCGUUUCGAAAAAGCCGACUUAAAGCAAGCCGUUUUGAAGGCUCCUUUUCCUAGACAUCUUAUGAAUAUUUCCGAGCAAACAAAGCGUGACAUUGAUACCGCUUAUAACAACAUCCACGCCUUCCACAAAGCACAAUUGAGACCUUCUAUUUCGGUAGAGACAAUGAAGGGCGUCGUUUGUCAACGUGUCUCUCGUCCCAUCGAACGUGUUGGGCUUUACGUUCCCGGCGGUACUGCCGUUCUUCCUUCCACAGCUUUGAUGCUGGGUGUUCCUGCCAAGGUUGCUGGCUGUCCUCACAUUGUGUUUUCGACGCCUGUUCGUAAAGACGGCACUGUUGCUCCUGAAAUUGUGUACAUCGCCAACAAACUCGGUGCUGAGGCCAUCGUGUUGGCUGGUGGUGCCCAGGCUAUCGCUGCCAUGGCUUACGGUACUCAAUCGCUUGUUAAGGUUCAUAAAAUUUUUGGUCCUGGUAACCAAUUCGUCACGGCUGCUAAGAUGCACGUUCAAAACGACUACAGUGCUUUAGUCGCUAUUGACUUGCCUGCUGGUCCCUCUGAGGUUCUUGUGAUUGCCGAUGAGAGUUGUGUGCCUGAACACGUUGCUCUUGACUUGCUGUCUCAAGCCGAGCACGGUUUAGACAGUCAAAUCGUUCUUCUGGCUGUUAACCUUUCUCCUGCCAAGUUCGCUGAACUGGAACGUCAAAUCCACGAACACACCGUCCGCCUCUCUCGUUCCACCAUCAUUCAAAAGGUUUUGACUCAAUCCGCCAUCAUUCGCCUGAACACUGUUGAAGAGGCAUUUGAAUGGUCCAACUUGUAUGGUCCCGAGCAUCUUGUUCUCCACCUCGUCAACGCCGCCUCCUACAUCCCCAAGAUCCAAAACGCUGGUAGCGUUUUCGUUGGUCCUUGGUCUCCUGUCAGCAUGGGUGACUAUGCUUCCGGUACGAAUCAUACUCUCCCCACUUACGGUUAUGCCAAUGCCUACUCUGGCGUAAACACUGACAGCUUCCUGAAAUACAUCACUACACAGGAGUUGACUCGCAAGGGCAUCGAGCUUCUUGGUCCCACUGUCGUUCGCUUGGCACACUUGGAGGGAUUGACUGCCCAUGCUGACUCUGUGCAAGUCCGUCUCCGCACCAAGCUUUAAAUAUUCACAGUCCAUGCAUCCGUACACCAAGUCUCUGUGAAGGCAAUUUUGUGAAUCUUGUAGACAUUCUUGUAGCUAAUUUGUUAUCGUUUUUCCACCAUUUCAACAACUUCUUUCCCCCUUCGACAAUUUCUACGCGUCGCGUCCCAGACGUACAAUAAG
Schizosaccharomyces japonicus yFS275 is the source of this 1606-nucleotide messenger RNA. RefSeq names its product histidinol dehydrogenase His2. Bases 119 to 1444 code for a protein of 441 amino acids. NCBI's taxonomy places the organism in Eukaryota, Fungi, Ascomycota, Schizosaccharomycetes, Schizosaccharomycetales, Schizosaccharomycetaceae. The transcript has a single exon. The record is from RefSeq and is a predicted model, not a curated record. Gene Ontology annotation, biological process: L-histidine biosynthetic process. Gene Ontology annotation, molecular function: NAD binding; metal ion binding; histidinol dehydrogenase activity.